UAAGAUAAGACUAGCGAACAUUUCUGUCGAAAUAAACCAUUUCAUCAAUGUUCAAUAUUGUCAACUGUGAUGAAUUUACUUGUUGUCUUGGGGUUCUUUGUUCAUAUCAGGAGAACCGCCGAGCAGAAGAGGAUUAGCACUGAGCGAGACAAAGAACGUCAAAACAAACUAGCCACAGAAAAAAGGGGCGGGCCAAAGAAGCAAACAGAAAGAGAGAAGAAAAGAGCGAUUCUUAGCGAACGCCGUAAGGAGAUUAACAUCGUAAACCUCAUUGAGGACAAGCUCAGGAAACAAAGAUGUCAAAACAUAACUUCACGGCAAUGUGACAUACCUCUGCCAAAAGAGGCCGCAAACGAACUCUGGAAGUGGAUCCGGCAACUAGAAGUGGAGAAAUUCAAACUGCAUUACAAAUAUACAUGCCAGAAAUAUGAGAUCACUGUACUUAGAAAUUGAGUCUCUGAUCAUCAAAAAACGUCGCCCCAAUCGGCCUGAUGGGGCGCGCGAGGGAUAAAGGCGGCUGGUGACGACGGUUCGAGAGAGAGAGAAUUACGGGC
Messenger RNA from Xyrauchen texanus (razorback sucker), 554 nucleotides. RefSeq names its product troponin T, cardiac muscle isoforms-like. NCBI's taxonomy places the organism in Eukaryota, Metazoa, Chordata, Actinopteri, Cypriniformes, Catostomidae. Gene Ontology annotation, biological process: sarcomere organization; regulation of muscle contraction; cardiac muscle contraction. Gene Ontology annotation, molecular function: tropomyosin binding; troponin C binding; troponin I binding. The coding region runs from base 70 to 453 and encodes 127 amino acids. The record is from RefSeq and is a predicted model, not a curated record. The transcript has 4 exons. Gene Ontology annotation, cellular component: troponin complex.